AUGGCAGGCACAGGAAGAAGAGUUCGUACGGACUUUACCACAGACGAGGACAUCCUCCUCGUGAAGUUCAUUGCGACAUAUAAUCCCACUAAGCAAAACAGAAGCGGAAACACGUUGUACAAGCGCCUUGUUGAAAAUGCGAGUUUCUCUCAUGUCGACGGGAAAUGGAACUGGUCCAAGACACACCCGUGGCCGUCCUGGCGUGACAGAUAUGUGAAAAAUGCGGACGAGUUUGACAGGAAGAUAGCGAGGUAUCAAAAGAAGAAAGGAAUAAACUCGGAGAAACAGCCCUCGAGGGAGCCUGUGUUUUCGCCCUCUGACGAAGAAGAGGAAGCCGCGAGGGUCCACUCGAAAGAGACUAGCAAAGGGAAAAAGCGCGCUGGCGUACAAGUCAGUUCUGAGCAGCGGAAAGCAAAGCGAGCGAAACUGGACAGAGACCAGCCAGAUAGUGAGAAGACCGAAGAGACAAGCCAAGUUCCUGUAGCUGGAACAAGUGACCAGGCUCGCAGUCCUGUUCAGGGACCGUCGGAAACUGUGUCUGACGUGCUUCCACCUCCGAAAUUCGCAAGCACUCUCAAUAUCCCCCUGCUCCCUUCUCGCGGUGAUACUCUGCCUGUCCUAUCAUCCCAACCCAAUUCUCCUGCCAGGACCCAGCCACCAAUCUCGUCCCAGCUCCCACCGAGUUCCCAGCCUCCCGCAUCAUCUUCACAACAGGUAGCCACGCCAAAGCCGCCAUCAGGGCCCAAACGAGUCUUGAAGCACAAGUCCGUUUCCCCCGUUUUCCGCUCGUUAUCACCGACACCCAAUCAUUCUACUCCGUUGAAGAAGAAAAUUCUCCCCAAAGUGGUAGAAGGGCACUUUACGACGUCGCUGACCGAUCGGCUGGGCCAUGUGCGACCAGGUGGUCGUUCUGAAGGUGAGGAGGUUUGGCCUCCUGUUCGAGGGAAGAAGGGCAAGGAGAGAGAGGCAGCCCCUGGACCGACUGCGUUGAUUCCUUCAGCGCCUCGGGAACAGGAACGUCAUCCCAUAAAUGGAGUCGUGUCCCGGACACUACAACCGGCUGUAGUGCCAAAGCGCGAGUCAGAAGAUCAGCACCCCUCUGCUCUUCUUGUACAACAUCGUCCAGAGCGUGAACAUCACCCCUUCCGCCAGGUUCCACUCCCUCUUCCUUCUCCACGUAAUCGCAGUGGUGCAGAUGCAGCAGAGUCUCCUCUGAAGCAUCGCUCGACGAAUGGAGAGGGCCAGCUCGUUGGAAGUUCGCGGGACAGACAACGAGACAAUGUUACAGGUCCUUCAACGUCUGGCCUCCCUCCAGUACCACCUACGGUUCAACCUGCGGCUGGGCCUUCCAGACUCACGACUGCUGCCGUGCCUUCGGGUCUCACGUCCUCUGCCGAACUGCCGCAUGGUCAGCCAGUCGCAGUGCCUUCUGCUCCACCAAGGAGCGAUGAAAAUACACGCUUGCUAAAUGCACCGUCAUUAGCUCAAAUUCCAACUGGAUCUGCUUCGAGUUCGACAGCUACCAUUCAACAGACACGGGUUCCGCUUCCUAUAUCAAAUUCACCAUUCCUACCUUCCAAUAAGGACAAAGGCAAAGGGAAACAGCGUGAUGCUGAACCUCCAGUGACACAUGCCCAACGUUUGCUCACUCGCAUCCAAAAGCAACAUCGGAGACAGACAGUUGGUGGCUAUGAACAUGAUGACCCAAGCAUUGACUUAGUACGCCUUCGAUCAGCAACGUCGACUUCCCGAAUCCCUCGUUCCAGAGGCAGAACCUCAGCAUCUCACAUACCUCAUCGUCACACCUUCUCCGCCCAUUCCACACCCUCGACUGUCCCAGUUAACCUCCCCGGCUACCUUGUCACACCUGGCCCUGCAAUUCCGCCAGUUCCACUUGCGCUCAUGACACCCGCUGACCUCUCCAUAUGCGCCUCCAUCGGAUUGGACGCCGCACUAUCACAUAUCGCUGCCGCGCAGGGAUACACGAUAGAAGUUGUGAGGAAUGUUUACAAUCGCGUCGGAAACUUGAAGGACACUGAGGAGUAUGUAAAGGGGAUGCGCGAAGCUUCAGAGGGGUGGAUCGGAAAUAAGCUCGAGCAGAGGGAUCGGGAGGCCCGUAGAGCAAGGAGAGUCUCGAGUGGCAGGGAGAACGGAAGGGAGAGCAGUGAGAGCAAUGAUAGCGACGAAGCGCCUCGUGGCUUUCAUGGAUCAUCCUUGCGGCAAGCACCACCGGAGCAGCCGACGCCGAACGGGCUGCAGGUACAGCAUGACCCUAGAUUAUAUGAGGUGGGGUAUCAGCCUCAUCCUACAACAAAGGCAGCGCUGCAUAAUCGGGCGUUGAUGGGCGGAGGUGGCCGUCUGAGCGCCAGUCGGAAGGCGAGUGCGAUCAGGCGUUACAGACGUAAAAAAGAUGAGGUGGCAGAGGUGGAUGUUGCUGUCGACACUAAUGAAGAUGAUGAUGGCGAAGUCGCCUCGGGAGAGGAGGAUGAAGAAGCCAACGCCGAUGUCGAACGAGCAGAAGAGGAGAGUGUUGUGGAGAAACUCUUUCCCGAAUCUCCACUGAAGGGACUUCAAGAUCAGGAUGCGGUGGAGUCACAUCCCGAGCAGGACGCCGGAAACGAACCUGAACUUGCGUCCGACGACGCAGAGCAGCUCGAUCUGGAUGACCAUCAUCACGAGUUCUCACAAGCGCAUGCUCGGUUUCAUGCUACACAUGUUAAGCGCGAGAGCCUGACUCCGCCCCCAAUGUACAGGCCGCAUGGGGAUCCCGAACACGUUCCAGCCCAGAAUGGGGAAGAUGUAUUGAAUGGCGCUCUGUCAGAUGUUCACAGCACACGCUCAGUUUCUCUGCCCCGGGACGUGGAUGAGGGCAAAACUCUUCUUUCUGGGACCUGGCACAUGCGCCAGAUGCUUGAGAAGCAAUGGGGGAAAGGAAGCAUGAGAAAGAGGGUUACGCAGCUGCUGCGAUAG
Suillus paluster is the source of this 2970-nucleotide messenger RNA. RefSeq lists its product as uncharacterized. The record is from RefSeq and is a predicted model, not a curated record. The coding region runs from base 1 to 2970 and encodes 989 amino acids. The transcript has 3 exons. NCBI's taxonomy places the organism in Eukaryota, Fungi, Basidiomycota, Agaricomycetes, Boletales, Suillaceae.